UGGUAUUGAUGUGCAUGUUCUCUUCCUCUGUAUGACCUAUCCUUUGCGAUGAAGUAUCGGACUGGUUUCUUUGUUGCCAUUAUUUCUUUUUUCUUUUAAACUUCUUAAACCAACAUAAAUACAAGCACAGCUAACGGAUUUGAUUAGGCAAGUCAACUACAAUAGGAGAUAUUAUGAGACAAGACGAUUUAAUGAUGAAUUUUGAGAGGCUAAGAAAGCAGGGGAGGGGAGAAAGAUGGAAGACAGGGAAACAAAGGCAAAAACAACCCAAGAAGCAAGCCAUCUUGGCAAUCUCUGAGCUUAAGGAUGCCAAAUUAUUGGAGGACUAUGUGACAGCUAGUUCCAUGGAUCCUGAUUUGUACAGAGCUACGAUACAAGGAGACAUUCUUGAAUUCAUAAAAGCCGUGGAACAAGGACCAGACAAUAGACACGCUGGUGUACCUGCUGCAUCUUGUAUCCAAGUGACCCCUCAGAAGAACACAGUUCUUCACCUAGCAACGAUCUUUGGACAUGACGAGAUUGUAAAACUCAUUUCUAAGGACUUGCCCUUUCUUGUCAUGGAAAGAAAUUGCAGAGGUGACACUGCACUUCACAUUGCAGCCAGAGCUGGCAAUUCACUGCUAGUGAAUUUGUUGAUUAAUUCAACAGAAGGGGUUUUGGGUGUGAAGAAUGAGACGGGUAAUACCGCAUUGCAUGAGGCAUUGCAACAUCGUCAUGAAGAGGUGGCCUGGAAUAUAAUUAACAAGGACAGAAAUAUGUAUUGUUCUGUCAAUAAGGAAGGAAAAUCUUUGUUGUAUUUGGCCGCAGAAGCAGGAUAUGCAAAUCUUGUUAGGUUUAUAAUGGAAAAUCCUGCAGGAAACUACAGCAUUGAAGGAAAGCUCGAGAACAAACCAUCUGUGAAAGCUGCCAUUCUUGGGAAGAAUACAGAUGUUCUCAAGAUAAUGUGGGAAAGAGAUCAAUCAUCCUUCAAUUUAAGAUGUGAAGAAGGGAGGAACCCUCUUCACUAUGCAGCAUCUAUUGGUUUUGUUGAAGGAAUCAAUUACUUUUUAGACAAAUACUGUAUCGCUGCUUACCAAGGGGACAAAGAUGGCCUCUCUCCUAUUCAUAUAGCAGCCAUCAAAGGUCAUUUCCACAUAAUUCAAGAGAUGCUCCAGCAUCGCCCAGAUUUGAUGGAGCUGCUCACUUGCAAAGGCCAGAAUACCCUUCAUGUCGCAUGGUACUUGACUUUCAAUUAUUUUAUGCUGAUGGUGGUAUGGUACUUGACUUUCAAUGAACAAUGGUUAACUUUUGGUGAGAUGUAUUUGCUGGUGAGAGGUUGGGACUCUCCGAUCAAUAAGGAACUCGGAGCAGAUUCGAACAAGGAAGAAGGCGGGGAAGGGCAGAUGGCACCACACAUGCCAUUCUCCGCAGAUGUGGACAUGGAUAGAGAUAGAAGUGCUCCUUACAGGUAUAAACACAUCGUCCCUGCAAUCUCCGCAGAUAGAAGUGCUCCUUCCACACAUGUGGGCAUGGCUAGAGAUAGAAGUGGUCCUUCCACACAUGUGGGCAUGGCUAGAGAUAGAAGUGCUCCUUCCACACAUGUGGGCAUGGCUAGAGAUAGAAAAAUCCUCUCCCAAGUUAGCCCCCGGAACAACACAUGCCUCCACAUAGCAGUAAGAUUUGGACACCAUGAGCUUGCCGAGUACAUCGUGAAAGAGUGUCCAGACCUUAUCAAAAAGACAAACUCCACAGGCGACACUGCACUUCAUAUUGCUGCUAGAAAAAAGGAUUUAUCUUUCGUUAAGUUUGCCAUGGAUUCAUGUCCUUCUGGAAGUGGCGCAUCCCGAGAUGUAGAGAAGGCUGAGCAUCCAUUGCUGAUCAUUGUUAACAAAGAAGGAAAUACAGUGUUGCAUGAGGCACUGAUAAACCGUUGCAAACAAGAAGAGGUGGUGGAGAUCCUUAUUAAGGCAGAUCCCCAAGUGGCUCAUUAUCCGAAUAAGGAGGGAAAGUCGCUAUUGUUUCUAGCUGCAGAAGCACACUACUUCCAUGUCGUCGAGGCUAUAGGAAAACCUAAAGUCGAGAAGCACAUGAACAUUAACAGAGACCGCGAAGCCAAGCCGGCAGUCCAUGGUGCCAUUCUGGGAAAGAAUAAAGAGAUGUUGGAAAAAAUACUAGCCCUGAAGAUCGUCCACCAAAGAGAUGAACAUGGAAGGACUCCACUUCAUUAUGCGGCAUCGAUUGGAUAUCUUGAAGGAGUUCAAACGCUGUUAGCUAAAGACCAAUCUAACUUCGAUCGAUAUCAUAGGGACGACGAAGGCUUCUUACCCAUCCAUGUUGCAUCAAUGAGAGGCUAUGUAGACAUCGUCAAAGAGUUGCUCCAGGUCUCCUCUGACUCAAUAGAAUUGCUUAGCAAACACGGUGAGAACAUUCUUCAUGUGGCAGCCAAGUAUGGUAAAGAUAAUGUAGUCGAUUUUCUGCUGAAAAAAAAAGGGGUUGAGUACCACACUGCUUUCGACAUUGCUGUAUCAGUGGAGCAUCCAACUUCAUUGCACCAGAGACUAAUUUGGACAGCACUCAAGUCUACUGGUGCACGACGAGCCGGAAAUUCAAAGGUCCCACCAAAACUGCCUAAAUCACCUAAUACGGACCAGUACAAGGACAGAGUAAACACUCUCUUGUUGGUUUCGACCCUUGUUGCCACCGUGACAUUUGCUGCUGGUUUUACCAUGCCAGGAGGCUACAACAGCUCUGAUCCAAGUGCCGGCAUGGCUAUCUUUCUGAUGAGAAAUAUGUUCCAUAUGUUCGUCAUCUGCAAUACCAUUGCUAUGUAUACCUCCAUCCUCGCGGCAAUCAUCUUCAUCUGGGCACAGUUACGUGAUCUCAAUUUGAUGGAUACUGCCUUCAGAUUUGCAUUGCCAUUAUUGGGGCUGGCCCUUUAUGCAAUGUCCUUCGGCUUCAUGGCAGGUGUUUCCUUGGUGGUCAGUAAUCUUCAUUGGCUUGCAAUUGUUGUCUUCAUUAUUGGAAUCAUCUGCCUUUUCAGUCUCUCAGUACCCUUUCUUUUACUCUUCCUCCCAAGUAAGUCUACUAAUCGUAUCCUUAGGUACAUCUCCUAUUAUCCGUUCCUUAUACUGGUAUGGGCAUCUGAAAGCCCCGAAAUCAAACAGGAAGAUUAG
Messenger RNA from Vitis vinifera (wine grape), 3152 nucleotides. RefSeq lists its product as uncharacterized. The record is from RefSeq and is a predicted model, not a curated record. Gene Ontology annotation, molecular function: protein binding. Bases 174 to 3152 code for a protein of 992 amino acids. The transcript is spliced from 7 exons. Lineage: Eukaryota; Viridiplantae; Streptophyta; Magnoliopsida; Vitales; Vitaceae.